UAUUAUUUUUAUGUACAAACCUCUCGCAUCCUCUUUCACGUCAAAGAAACACAUGGGAAAACACGAUGGUAACGUUUAUUCAACCGCAAGAGAAGAGAUUCCCAGAAAGAGAACUACCCCUAAUGAGAUUCGUAGGCAAAAAGGAACCGUACUGGAAAGAUGGGAUGGAAUAGAUGGAUAUUUGAUCCAAAAACUUUUGGAGGAUCCUCGUUUUCCCACGAUGCCAACAUAUCUCUCUUAUUCACCGAUAUUCAGAGAGCCGGUCAACUGGGGGGACAAUUAUGGGUCUCGGAUCAGAUGUUACUUUGUCCCAAAGAAGAGCGGGCCACACGUGUUCUUCAUAGAGAGUGAUAACGAAGGCCAUCUGUUCCUCAGUGUGAAUGAUAACCCGGAUGAAAAGAUAUUGAUAGCUCGAGUUGGUAAAGACCACGAAUCUCUUCCCAUGCAAUUCAGAAAAUAUCCUGAGCAAGAAUCCUAUCCAAUAAACAUGAAAAACGGCUCAUACUACUACAUUGAAGCCCUCCAUAAAGAACAAUACGGAAACGACUCCUUAGCAGUGGCCGUAAGAACACCUGAUUCUAAAUUUCAUGCACCAAUACCUUCAGAUUAUUUGUGGACACUGCCGCCUCCUAAGCCACACGUCAACCAGAGCGCCUCCUCGUUCUACCUCGUGAGUAUCGCAGCUAAAGCGGGAGCCAGAGCAGGUGCCACCCUUGGAGUGAAUGAAGCCCAGAAGAGUGGAGCAAAGGCAGGUGCUUUAGCCGGUGCUGAAGCAGGCACAAGGGCCGGAGCCGAAGCAGGAGCAGAGGCAGCACGAGAAGCAGCAACUGAAGUAGCCACGAAAACACUGAAGGAGGCCCUUGCCAAACUGGGCUCAUUUCAAAAACAAACGUUUAACAUUUACACAGCAAACGGAAGCGUGAUACCGAUGCAGCCGGGAUCUACGUCUCAGCCAAGACCAACAACAGCCACCACAGGGUCAAUUGGAGCGGAAGGUCAAACUAGUCAAAUAAGCCAAACAGGCCAAACAGGUCAAACAGGUCAAACAGGUCAAACAGGUCAAACAGGUCAAACAGGUCAAACAGGUCAAACAGGUCAGAUAAGUCAAACAGGUGAAACCGGAGCAUCAAUCAAUGGUACUAUAACAGCGGGAACGCAAGGGGUUGCAGAAGCUGCUGCAGCCGGUCACCCAGGAAUAUAUCAUGGUGCAUUUGUGUACAAUCGAGAAGUGCCAUACUACAUCCCCCCUCCAAGCUACAAUUCUCAUAUCAUUGCAAGAAAUAAAGAGUUUCUAGAUCCACGAGGACUUUCCAGAGUUCUCGUCAACGGAGCGCUGUAUGUAAUUCAUUCUUUCGAUGUUCCUGCGAGUCAGAAUCCUAACUACAAUCUUUGCUGGCGAAUCACUAAUGGAAGGUUAGAGCUGACUCAGAACUGCCAGGCAUUUUCCAUCAAGAUUCCAGGGUUCGACAAAGGGACCGGAGACCAUCAAACGAUUUCCUUUGAGUCUAUGUGUUCACCUGGUCAUUAUAUUCGACAGAAGAACUACAGAUUCGUUUUGGGACACAAAGGAGAGACCAAAUUUGAUUAUGACGCAAGCGCAGCCUUCUUUCAAGUGUUUUCACUUCCUGGUGCAUUCCAGUUUAGCCUUAUGCGAAAAGGAUGGUACAUUUGCAGAAGCAUAAAUAGAAACUAUCAUCGAACGGAGGUGGUUACAGACUACAACAUGGCGUCGUCUGAAUGGCUAAGGCGGUGUUCAUUUGCUUUAAGGCCUCUGGCGGCAAACGAAAAUCCUCUGAUGAACUGCUAUGAUGCGAUUGUACCCACCAAACCUCCUGGUGUUAGUUCUAUGAACACAAAACCACCAAUCUUUAACAAAACAACAACUGGAACCACCCGUCCUACAAGUGUCCCAACUACACCACACAAGGACGACGGUCCUUGCGUCAACUUCACCUUUUGGAACAGUGCUGGUGUGCCUUUCCUUCUAUAUUCCAGUCUCAAACCAGAAGGGUAUUUAGUCACUGGACCCAAGCUACACCUUCAUUACGUUAUUCGCGAUCAAAAAGUAAUAGAUUUAAAGGUCAUUCAUCACAAACGAACCGACGUCCUAGAAAACGAUGAAGAAAUUUUAUCUGAGGUUAUGGAUGAGUUGACCGAUACUCAACAGUUGUACCUGGACAAACCCAAAAUCGCGGCCAGACAGAUCGUAACAUUCUGGGCCAAAGAUCCAGAGGGGAAACGCGAAAUUCUUCUUGAUGGAAAGAAAAUAGUUUAUGCGAUUCCUGGACUGCACUGCUGGCACUAUAUACAAGUGAAAGUCACGUCGAGGCCAAAACCUAGUCCUUCAACGAAUAAACCAACAACACAAAGAACGACAAUGAAACCUACAACCCAAACACCGCGACCUGCCCCAACUAAGCCACCCCCACCACCUACUCCACAUGUACCUCAUAUCCACGUCCACUUCCACCCUCCUCCUUCGCACUUCCCACCACCUCCCAAGCCAACUCACCCACCUCCUCCUGCACCACCACCCUCUACCACUCCAUCAAUGAAGCCAACAAAACCACCACCACCACCACCACCACCCUCCACUUCUCCGACAACACUGCCAACCACUAAAACUACACCUUGCGCUCCGGGAACAAGUCCAUGCUCCACGGUAAUAACGCCCAUCACUGUGACUUCACCUAAACCACUUCCUCCCUGCUCACCAACUGCAAGCCCUAUACCUGCUGGCUCUCCACCAUGCAAGCCGAUCAAUAGCACAUCUGUCCUUUCUCCAAAUGCCUGUUCCCCUGGGUCCCCUCAGUGCGUCAAACUAUUUUUAUCAGUCACCUUACCAACAUUACCUCCUGCUUCUUCCCUUGCUUCUGUUCCCGGGAUUUCAGGAUCAGUGAUAAUUCAAGGUUGUAUGCCCACUCAUGGAGGAAAUUCAAAUAGCGCCUGUUGCGUUUUCCCAUUUAUCUACCGAGGAGAGCCGCAGCACCGCUGCACGAGGGCUGAGCGAGGUUACCGCUGGUGCUCAACCACCAACGAUUACGACAAGGAUAAGAAGUGGGGAUUUUGUGCGGCAUGCUUUCUCUGCUACGGAGGUACCUCAAAUGGCAACUGCUGUCAUUUUCCUUUCGUGUAUGACGGUAAAAUGUACACGACCUGCACUACCCAGGAUGCAACCAAGCCCUGGUGUGCCACCACUUACAGCUAUGAUGUAGAUAAACAGUGGGGCUAUUGUGGAGGUGAUGCACCCGGCUCAGUCCCCCAGUCUAAAAUUACCUAUGCACCGUGUUCUGCUGAUUGUGAUGGCAAUUGCUCGGACACAUGUCCCGACUACUGCUGUGUGAAGGGUAUGACAAGUACGCAGAAACAACCAGCUGCAUCUAUUUGCUUGUUCACUUUUCAACAGGUCGAGCUGGUCCCUAUGAUCCAGCAGACCUCGCAGUCUUGUCCAGCGAUCUGCACCGACACAUGCGCACCAGAUUGCCCCGUUCGUUGUUGUCAUUUCCCUCCGCCUUCACCUUACGUGGAAAGUCCCCCUCCAGCACCUACCUACUGGCCUCCGAUUUGCUUCAAAACAUGUGUUAGUUACUGUCCAACGGACUGUUGCAACAAUCCACAACAAGGCGUAGGCCGAGACAAGUUAUCUUACACUAUUAGACUACCAUGCCCGACUAACUGCUACACCAAAUGUCAUGGUAACUGUCCACCGAAAUGCUGUGAGGCAUCGCGAAAAAGAACUAGUUCUGUACUAAAUUCUGUCUACUAUCCCAAAUUUCAUGGGGAAGAUUUAGCUCCCUUAAUGAGCUUACAAACACCUUCAGUGUCACCGAUUGUAAUCCGUUCAAAGUUACUUUGUCCAGAAGUAUGUAGCAAGAUUUGUGCAAAGACCUGUCCUACUGAAUGCUGCAAAAGACAGAAAAGUGAAAACCCCAAGCAGCAAAACUGGAGAAACACCACCCAGGAUUGCAAAAAUGGUGUCAUUACAUUCGGAGGAAACGCCAAAGGAGCCUGUUGCAAUUUUCCUUUUAUUUACGAUGGUGCAGUUUAUUGGAGAUGUACAAAUCAAAAUGCUGUCAAGAAAUGGUGUUCGGUGACAAAAGUGUUUGAGCUCGACAAAAAAUGGGGAUACUGUCCUUGAUUGUUGUGUUAUGAUGCCAAGCAAGAUGCGACUAAACACUGCACUGAUUACAGAAAAUAAACAAUGUCUUGCAAAGAGAUGAAGCAGUAAACUAUAUUGAACAAUACCGUGGUAUUAAUGAACCGUCAUACGCCCUAAAAACAUUUUUACCAGCGAACUUUUAAUCUUUUUUAUCUCAGAGUUUUUUGUUACCUAAUAUCUUCAGUAAGUUAUUCAAGUCGGGUGGGUACAUAU
This is a messenger RNA of Stylophora pistillata, 4372 nucleotides long. RefSeq lists its product as uncharacterized. NCBI's taxonomy places the organism in Eukaryota, Metazoa, Cnidaria, Anthozoa, Scleractinia, Pocilloporidae. The record is from RefSeq and is a predicted model, not a curated record. Gene Ontology annotation, cellular component: cell surface. Gene Ontology annotation, biological process: L-arabinose metabolic process. Gene Ontology annotation, molecular function: alpha-L-arabinofuranosidase activity; heparin binding.